AUGGUCGAGCUCAGCCGAGUCGUUGGUGGCGCCGUAGAGGACAGCUAUACCGUGCAAGACAAGGUCCAGGAACCGGAGCUGGACCCUACCAUGAUUCUCGAAGACGAGCUCUUCGCCGUAGAGGCAUGGGAAUCCUGCAUUCUUUGCGGCGAUUCGGACGACACUCACGAACUCAUGUAUUGCGACUCAUGCGAACAAGCUGUCCAUGUCUUCUGUGCCGGCUUUGAUGAUGCACCUGUGGAAUGGUACUGCGAGGCUUGCUCAAACUCCUUGGGCACCUCUACUCGAAGACGACCACGUAGACUGGUUAGACGAAACCGGCGCGGCAACGACACUGUCUGGGCACGCGUAUGGCAGGAGGUAUCCCGUCGACUCGACCUUGAUCUCGACUUCCCCUUUGAUGACGAGGUCACCGAGGAGCGAACGCCUGCACAGCGCCGGGAGCUUUUGCACUGGGAGCGACGGCUUGGCGUCGCCCAGCAACAAGGGGCUGCCACUGAAAGACUGCGCGACAUUGCUGCUGGCAGGGUUGGUCAACAGGCUCGGGUCGAGCCCAAGCCCGAAUCGCAAGAGGAGAUACGGGCGUGGAAUGCUUUCGACAAAGCUAGAGAAACUGGAGAGGCGGCUGCUGCUAGUCGACGACGUAAGAGAAAAGCCACAGCAUCUCCAGCAUCACCCCACGACGCCGAACAAUCGCAGCCUCAGCUCAAGCGCCCGCGCACAAGAGCGGCACGGCCCCCACCAAAACCUAUCAAAAUCGCCGAAGCCUCCGUGGCCGCUGCACAGGGUGCUGAUGAUCGCAGUACGUUCUUGUCCUCCCUGCUGAAGGAUGUAGAGAACAAGCCACUAUCUGCUGGCUCGCCGGCUGCUUCAGAUCAGUAUGGUGGCCAAUGGUCACCUCGCAACUCCUCACCUGCUCGAUCGCCAUCUUCGUCUGGGCCUGGUACACCGCGCGCUCUGUCACCAAUGCCGCAGCAAGCGCCGAUCUCACCACCACUAUCAUCGACCAUCCUACCUGACUUAUCGACGCCGGCUGCGAUCUUCUCGCCAUUCUCGCCACCUGGCGCUCAAUCAAUACCGAUACAGCUUCACGAACAAUACCACCGAGGCCGCCAGCGCACACCGCAGAUGGACCGGCGAGGCAGUGAUACGUCGAUACCGGCGCGCGCAUCCUCAGGCUCGCCAUCGCGCAAUCUGUCCUUCUCAGCAAAGGAGGAGAUACAGCGCAUGGUAAAGCUCGCGCUCGCGCCAAGAUAUCGCGAGAAAGAGAUCAGCAAAGACCAAUACACUGAUAUCAACCGAGAUGUCUCGCGUCAAAUGUACGAUCUUGUUGGUGAUGCUUCCGCCCUCACGGACCAGAGGGAGAGGGAGCGAUGGCAAUGUGUUGCAGAAGAGCAGGUCAAAAUGGCUAUCUCCGAGCUUCACUUCGGGAGUGGCGAUGAUCUUGUCUGA
Messenger RNA from Recurvomyces mirabilis, 1452 nucleotides. RefSeq lists its product as uncharacterized. The transcript has a single exon. Bases 1 to 1452 code for a protein of 483 amino acids. Lineage: Eukaryota; Fungi; Ascomycota; Dothideomycetes; Mycosphaerellales; Teratosphaeriaceae. The record is from RefSeq and is a predicted model, not a curated record.